Molecule: messenger RNA, 1879 nt
Organism: Vespa mandarinia (Asian giant hornet)
Lineage: Eukaryota; Metazoa; Arthropoda; Insecta; Hymenoptera; Vespidae
Product: lysosomal Pro-X carboxypeptidase
Biological process (GO): proteolysis
Molecular function (GO): dipeptidyl-peptidase activity; serine-type exopeptidase activity
Source: RefSeq, a predicted model, not a curated record
CCUUCGAGCGCCCUUCCUGCAGAUGGUGCUGACGCGUGCAGAACUUAUUACGUUUAUUUUUCUUGAUUUAAUUAUAAGAAAUGUAAAAAUAUAUAUCUAAAGAUAUUAAUAUCAACUGUUGCCGUUGAUCAAAGUUCACUUUUCAGCAAUAUCGUAUAAUUUAAUUUUCAAUUAUCCAUGAACAGUGCGUGAACAAAGAGAUCGUAAUUUUACAAGACAGUGUAUGUAAAUGAAACUCAUGCAUUUUAUAAAUUCGUAUCGAAUCGCAUCAGUUGCAUUCCAAGUUGCAUCGUGAACAAUAGUUAUCAUAAUGAAGCAGAAAUGCAUCCUAAUAUUUUCCGUGAUAAUAUUUUUCCUAUCGCCAUCGGCGUUACAGUUAAAAUUAUUGAAUCGAUUUCACAUAGCGCAAAUGAAAAAACGAAAUUAUAUUAAUGAAAAUGGCGCGAAAUAUAAAUACGAGAUUAAAACGUUCGAAGUCCCAGUAGAUCAUUUUAGCUUUGCUGUGAAAGAUAAAUUUAAUAUCAGAUAUCUCGUCAAUGAUACAUGGCGACAGGGAAACAAUGCACCUAUUUUCUUUUAUACAGGAAACGAAGGUGAUAUAGAAGUAUUCGCCGAAAAUACUGGCUUUAUGUGGGAAAUAGCACCCGAAUUCGGUGCUAUGGUAAUUUUUGCCGAACAUCGAUAUUAUGGGAAGUCAAUGCCAUUUGGAAAUAAAUCUCUGGUUGAUCCUGCACAUUCGGGAUAUUUGACGUCACAACAAGCCAUCGCGGAUUAUGUCGAUCUGAUCGAAUAUUUGAGAUCAAAUGAGAUUAGAAAGCACAGUCCUGUUAUUGUCUUCGGUGGUUCUUAUGGCGGUAUGCUUAGUGCAUGGAUGCGUAUGAAAUAUCCGCACAUUGUCCAAGGAGCCAUUGCAGCAUCAGCUCCAAUUUUGCAAUUUACCGGUGUCUCUUCUUGCGAAUCUUUUGCACGUAUAACAACAUCGAGUUAUCGUGCGGUCCAUGAUACAUGUCCGAAAUUAAUACGAAGAUCAUGGAAUGUAAUAAAGAAUCUCACAUCGAACGACGAGGGCAAGAAAUGGUUGUCAGAAAACUGGAAAUUAUGUCAUCCGCUUACAAAUUCAACACACGUUGAAGAAUUACUGGCUUUCUUGGAAGAUGUUUAUGGAACUAUUGCAAUGGUCAAUUAUCCGUAUGAAACCAAUUUUAUAGUACCAUUACCUGCUAAUCCUGUUAAAGUUUUCUGUAGUCAUUUAUCAAAUAAGACCCUAACUGGAAAACCGCUGUUAACAGCAUUGUAUAAAGCGUUAAAUAUUUUCACAAAUUAUACUGGCCAAAUAAAUUGCACAGAUACAAAAGACGCUUCAGGAAAUUUAGAUGCACAGGCUUGGGUUUAUCAAGCAUGUAGCGAAAUAUUAAUAAAUAUUUGUAGCGACGGAGUGAAUGACAUGUUUCGAUUUGAGCCUUGGGAUAUUAAAAAGAUAAGCGAGGAUUGUUUUAAAAAAUGUGGUAUACAUUCUGAUCCAUACAUGGUUUGUAAAGAAUAUGGGUGUAAUGAUCUUUCAACAGCGACCAAUAUUGUCUUUAGCAACGGAUUAUUGGAUCCAUGGUCAGGUGGUGGUGUGUUAUGGAAUUUGUCUUCUUCUGCAACUGCUGUGAUUAUUCCAGAAGGUGCUCAUCACAUUGACUUAAGAGGUAGUGAUCCUAGAGAUCCUUAUAGUGUUAUACUAGCAAGAAAAUAUCAUCGUUAUUAUAUAAAACGGUGGAUCAAGCAAUACAAGCAACAGAUAUAUAGAAUACUGGUAACAUAAUUAUAUAAUUUUUCUUUUCUUUUUAAUACUAUUUUAUUGCGAGUGAUUUUUUAAAUAAAUUAUAAAUAUAUA